GGCGAAACCUCCAGAAGGAAAAUUGUAGUGUCGAGGUGGCUUCUUUACGGUGUUUCUCGACGACCUUCUUCUUUCUAUUUCUAUUGCUAGGGGCCUGAAGGGAUAGGAAGCUCUUCUCCUCCCUCUCCUAUGGUUUACUGAAUUUUCGUUUUUCAUCUUUUUACAGUCGUUUGACCCGGGCCGUGGUCACUCGAGUUUCGCCAUGGCAAAACUUGUGGAUGAUCCCCAAAUCAAAUAUGCGUCCUUUCAUAACCCACUUCCUGUCCAACUCCACACUUAUGUCUGGCCGUUCUUGAUCGUCUGGCCUGCGUUCCUAUCCAUCUACCUCUCCCCCGAGCGCUAUGAUACAUACAUUCAAGGCCAGGAAUGGACAUUUGUGUGGCUAGCCUCGAUUAUCACGGCCCAAUCGCUCCUUUGGUUGAUGACGAAAUGGAAUAUCAAUAUACAAACGUUGUUCACGGCAACCAGCACCAAGUCUAUCGAUUCUGCUCAGCUCAUCAAAGUGAUUCCGGAGGCCAACGCCGGAUCGGCCGAGAUAUGUCCUUUGAUCCGUGACUCUAUGGGUGGAAAGAUCACACUUUCGUUUUUGUUCCAGAAGCGUCGAUUCCUCUAUUAUCCAGAACGCCGGUGCUUCGGCCCCUUGUCAUACGUCCUCGAUGCCGAGCCCAAGCCUGCCAUUAAGAUUUUCCAGGAAAAUCAGGGAUUGGUUUCUAAGGCCGAAGUAGAGCGCAUUCAGCAUCACUAUGGAGACAACAAGUUUGACAUUCCUGUUCCAGGAUUUAUUGAGCUUUUUCAGGAACAUGCAGUGGCGCCUUUCUUCGUCUUCCAGAUCUUCUGUGUCGGGCUGUGGAUGCUGGAUGAAUAUUGGUACUAUUCCUUGUUUACGCUUUUCAUGCUUGUUGCCUUCGAAAGCACGGUCGUUUGGCAGCGUCAGAGGACUCUUAGCGAAUUUCGAGGAAUGAAUAUCAAGCCCUAUGACGUAUGGGUUUACCGUGAGGGGAAGUGGCAGGAGAUCACAAGCGACAAGCUUCUGCCCGGUGAUCUAAUGUCGGUCAGUCGUACUAAGGAAGACAGCGGAGUUGCUUGUGAUAUUCUUCUAGUUGAAGGCAGCGCUAUCGUCAAUGAGGCCAUGCUCUCGGGAGAGAGUACUCCACUACUGAAGGAGUCUAUCCAACUUAGACCCGGUGACGACCUGAUUGAACCGGAUGGCCUAGACAAGAAUGCAUUUGUGCAUGGCGGCACCAAGGUUUUGCAGAUCACUCACCCGAACUCCAAUCUGGAAGAAUCAGAGAAGAGCACGUCAAAGGUCCCUCCUUCUCCUGACAAUGGCGCCAUCGGUAUUGUGGUGAAGACUGGCUUUGAAACAAGCCAAGGAAGCCUUGUGCGUACUAUGAUCUAUUCCACAGAACGUGUCUCUGCCAACAAUGUUGAAGCUUUGCUUUUCAUUCUGUUCCUUCUCAUUUUUGCACUCGCCGCUUCGUGGUAUGUAUGGCAAGAAGGUGUCGCAAAGGACCGCAAGAGAUCGAAGUUGCUUCUCGAUUGUGUCCUUAUUGUCACCAGUGUCGUUCCUCCUGAACUUCCCAUGGAACUCAGCCUUGCUGUCAAUACAAGUUUGGCCGCCUUGAGCAAGUUUGCUAUUUUCUGCACUGAGCCUUUCCGAAUCCCCUUUGCAGGCCGUGUUGAUGUUGCGUGCUUCGACAAAACCGGCACAUUGACUGGCGAAGAUCUCGUCGUCGAUGGUAUUGCGGGUCUUACUUUGGGCCAUGAAGGCGCCAAGGUCGAAAAGGAUGGCGCCCAUUCCCAGCUCGCUAAGGGCGGCAACAUCGGAGUUGACACAACGCUUGUACUUGCGAGCGCCCAUGCUCUUGUCAAGCUAGAUGAAGGAGAGGUUGUGGGUGACCCCAUGGAGAAAGCUACUCUGCAGUGGCUUGGCUGGACUUUGGGCAAGAACGAUAUUCUUACUUGCAAGAAUGCAUCGGCAGCAGAUCCUUUCCGCUCCCCUGAGUCGGUGCAAGUGAAGAGACGAUUCCAGUUCUCUUCGGCUUUGAAGCGUCAGAGCACCAUCGCGACUGUCAUCACUAAUGAACGAAAGUCUUCUAAGAAGACCAAGUCGACUUUUGUGGGUGUUAAAGGUGCUCCGGAGACUAUCAGUACCAUGCUUGUGAACACGCCUCCUAACUAUGAAGAAACUUUCAAGUACUUUACUCGUAAUGGGGCCCGUGUUCUCGCUCUCGCCUACAAGUAUCUGUCUCCCGAGGCCGAGUUGUCCCAAGGACGAAUCAACAACUACACUCGGGAGGAAAUAGAGUCCAAACUGACUUUCGCAGGCUUCCUUGUCUUGCAGUGCCCAUUGAAGGAAGAUGCCAUUAAUGCCGUGCGCAUGUUGAACGAGAGCAGCCACCGCGUUGUCAUGAUUACUGGCGACAAUCCAUUGACCGCUGUUCACGUUGCGCGCCAAGUUGAGAUCGUUGAUCGUGAGGUUCUGAUCCUCGAUGCUCCCGAACAUGACACAUCCGGAACAAGAUUGGUAUGGCGGAGUAUUGAUGAUAAGUUUAAUCGCGAUGUGGACCCCACUCAAAGCUUGGAUUCCGAGGUUCUGAGGACAAAAGACAUCUGCAUUACUGGGUACGCUUUGGCUAAGUUCAAGGGUCAGAAGGCCUUCUCGGAACUUUUACGUCACACAUGGGUUUACGCUCGUGUCUCUCCUAAGCAGAAGGAAGAUAUUCUUCUCGGACUCAAGGAUGCUGGUUAUACUACUUUGAUGUGCGGUGAUGGCACCAACGAUGUUGGAGCUCUGAAGCAAGCCCACGUCGGUGUCGCGCUUCUGAAUGGAUCUCCUGAGGAUCUUACCAAGAUUGCUGAGCAUUAUCGGACAACAAAAAUGAAGGAAAUCUAUGAGAAGCAGGUCGCGAUGAUGCAACGUUUCAACCAACCUUCACCGCCUGUACCUUUGCAAAUCGCACAUCUGUAUCCCCCUGGACCCGGUAACCCCCACUAUCAGAAGGCUAUUGAAAGAGAGGCGGCGAAGAGAGGAUCUGCUGUCGCAGCAAAUGCGCAGAAUCAAGCGGACGGCAUUCCCACCAUUACAUCGCCUGGUGCCCAAGCACUCCAGCAGUCCAACGCUAAUUUGACUCCUCAGCAGCAGCGCCAGCAGCAAGCUUCUGCGGCGGCAGCUGGAUUGGCGGACAAGCUUACUAGCUCCAUGAUGGAACAAGAGUUGGAUGAAAGCGAACCUCCCACGAUUAAACUGGGAGACGCAUCGGUUGCUGCACCUUUCACCAGCAAAUUGGCCAAUGUAAUUGCCAUUCCCAACAUCCUUCGUCAGGGCCGUUGUACACUCGUUGCGACGAUCCAGAUGUACAAGAUCCUUGCUCUGAACUGCUUAAUCAGUGCCUAUAGCUUGAGCGUUAUCUAUCUUGACGGGAUCAAAUUCGGUGAUGGUCAGGUGACCAUCAGCGGCAUGGUGAUGAGUGUCUGCUUCCUUUCUAUCUCGCGCGCAAAGUCUGUUGAGGGUCUGUCCAAGGAACGCCCUCAGCCCAAUAUUUUCAACGUAUAUAUCAUUGGCUCGGUGCUUGGGCAAUUUGCCAUCCACAUUGUCACUUUGAUCUAUCUCACAAAAUAUGUUUACUCAAUUGAACCGAGAAAAUCCGACAUCGACCUGGAGGGUGAAUUCGAGCCAUCCCUACUCAAUAGCGCCAUUUACCUGCUUCAACUCAUCCAGCAGAUCUCUACAUUCUCUAUCAACUAUCAGGGCCGUCCUUUCAGAGAGUCCAUCCGUGAGAACAAGGCUAUGUACUGGGGCUUGGUGGGGGCAUCGGCCAUGGCAUUUUCCUGCGCCACCGAAUUCGUGCCGGAACUCAACGAAAAGCUGCGCCUUGUUCCUUUCAGUACCGAGUUCAAGUUCACGUUGACUGUCCUAAUGAUCGUCGACUACGCCGGCUGCUGGAUCAUUGAGAAUGUACUGAAGAGGCUGUUCAGUGAUUUCCGCCCGAAGGACAUUGCUGUGCGCCGUCCAGACCAACUCAAGCGGGAGACCGCCCGUAAGGCGAAAGAGGGGUUGGAGAGGCUGGCUGCGCGAUAAGCGCAGAGGAGCAUUUAAAUUGAUUAUUCUUUUCUGGAUCUUGAAUAAAGGGAGGGGUGUUUAGAUUCCUUACUGUUGCUGUGGACGGAUAGAAGUCUUUUGCCAUGUGUGAGAGAAGUUUCAUGUUGUAAAGUAUUCUAUACAAUAUAAAGAUUAGACAACUAUGGCUUUAUAUUUUAUGAAGCAUUCGCCUACUACGUUGGGUUUACAUUCGAAUCUGCAAAUGCUGAUAGAUGAUUCAGGGCUAUGCUAUUGUUG
This is a messenger RNA of Aspergillus alliaceus, 4339 nucleotides long. RefSeq names its product ion-transporting P-type ATPase SPF1. Gene Ontology annotation, molecular function: ATP hydrolysis activity; P-type ion transporter activity; ATP binding. The transcript is spliced from 4 exons. Gene Ontology annotation, cellular component: endoplasmic reticulum membrane. Gene Ontology annotation, biological process: intracellular calcium ion homeostasis. Bases 203 to 4081 code for a protein of 1292 amino acids. Lineage: Eukaryota; Fungi; Ascomycota; Eurotiomycetes; Eurotiales; Aspergillaceae. The record is from RefSeq and is a predicted model, not a curated record.